GGCCUUUGCGGUUUGCGGUCGGCGUUUUGUUUUUAUACUGCUUUGUUUACAAUAACAUAUUUGUUAUAAUUAACAUUGAGGAUACCUGUUUCUAAAAAUGACUGAAGUCGAUCUGCAGGGUGAUGAUUGGGACUUACCGUGUUCGGAUGACGAACUUUCAAAACAUGGCACUAAUAUCGGAAAAAGCUGGGUGGUGGAAGCAAACGAAUUAGAAGAACUUUACAAUACUAUUGAUAAAGGCGGAACUUUGUCGCUGGAAUGGAAAUGUUCAGGUCGUCGAGCGCCUUCGCCAAUACCUGUGACGAAAGAAAGUAAGCCUGAAGUGCUUGUCUCGCCAGUAAGAGAGGAAAAGUCUGAUUUCGAUUUUAUGGAUGAAGUAAGUUCGCUGCGAUUGCGAGUGCGACGGGAGGGCGAAGACACGCUCCGCGGUUCUGCCAAGAAGAAAACGACGUCGUUUGAUGGCAUUCUAUCAAACCUGAUUCGUCACAAGCGCAUUGAGCAAAUGGAAAUGCAAGCAAACACACCCACUUCAUCAUCCCCAAACACCUCUUGACCCUGUGAAAGUGUGAAGCCUGACACUAAAAUUUAAACAGUCUGUUAUAUGGAAUUUGUGAUUAUAAUAUCCACAUGAUUUCUAUGUGAUCAGAAUGAAGGAUAUGGGAAUGGAAUAUGGGCUUAAAAUCUGACUUUCACUAGGGCAUGUUUCCAAACUGUGCACUAUGUACAUAUCCCUAUGUUAGCUGAUUUAAGGAGUGUUGAAAACUGGUAAGCCCAUUUUGCUAAAAAGUUGAAGUUUUUAGAUAGAACUUUGAGCAGAAUAAUUUUUGAAGAGUAUCCCAAAAAAAAUGGAACAUCAAUAUAAUACACUAUAAAAAAAGACUUAUAAUCCUUGAACUAUGAAGAAGCAGCAUAAAUAAAACAUUCAUGUUUAAAGCAGCCGGUUAAAUUAUGAACUAACCCCACUCCUCCUCAGAUUACAUAAUCAAUACCAUUCAGUUUAAGCUAAAGCUGUUACGUUUUGGGCAAGUUAAGAUUAAAAGCUAUAAGAAUAAACCUCAACACCAGAUGUGUAUUUUAGAGAUUUGGCACCCCAGGCAAAUUAGAUUCACUGCCCCAUUAAGUGAUCAUAAUGUAUCUCAUAUAAAGAAAUAAAACCGUUUUGCCACCCCUUGCAGCCUGCUGUAAAUAUGCCCCUGCUCAACACAUAUACAUAUAUGUACAUACUACUGAAUCUGCCUUAGGACAUAAGACAGUUCUCCCUACUUUACUGAUAAAAAUGGGAGUUCAACUAUACAAAUUCCAUGAAUGUAUGCUUUUUUAUAAGUCAUUAUUAUCAUAAUAAUAUAGAAUUGUAUAGUAGUU
Molecule: messenger RNA, 1362 nt
Organism: Cydia fagiglandana
Lineage: Eukaryota; Metazoa; Arthropoda; Insecta; Lepidoptera; Tortricidae
Product: PAXIP1-associated glutamate-rich protein 1-like
Exons: 1
Coding region: 98-553 (151 amino acids)
Biological process (GO): positive regulation of cell cycle G1/S phase transition; positive regulation of intracellular estrogen receptor signaling pathway
Cellular component (GO): MLL3/4 complex
Molecular function (GO): nuclear estrogen receptor binding
Source: RefSeq, a predicted model, not a curated record